Molecule: messenger RNA, 1023 nt
Organism: Gryllus bimaculatus (two-spotted cricket)
Lineage: Eukaryota; Metazoa; Arthropoda; Insecta; Orthoptera; Gryllidae
Source: the annotation of a GenBank genome assembly
AUGCACGCUGCGAAGCGGGUGGAACGAGUGGCGCCGCCAGGUGGCUCGAGAACUUCGUGCUCACCGCCGCGCACUGCAUCGAAGAUAAGGCGACGCCCGACCACAGAGGAGUGUGAGUACCCGAACGCCCUCGUCCUUCCGGCAUCUCCCCCAGCCUCUCGGCCAUGGGAUAAGGGUGCUAAGGCAGCGCGGGGGCGGGGUGCGUGUGGGCGCAGGGGCCCCGCGCGCUGGGUGCGGCUGGGCGACCUGGACCUGUCGACGCCGCUGGACGACGACCGCGCGCAGGAGCUGGCGGUGGCGCAGCGCGUGGCGCACCCUGGCUACCGCGACGGCGUCAAGUACUUCGACCGCGCGGUGGCGUUCGGCAGCGCCGUGCGGCCCGCCUGCCUGCACACGCGCAUCGACCCGCUGCCCGCGCGCGCCACCGCCACCGGAUGGGGGCGCCUCGAAGAGAGUAAGACAAGACGCGGACCGGAUGACAAAGAGGCGAAUGGGCCCCUGUCGGAUCGGCUGCUGAAGGUGGAUCUCCCGCUGGUGCCUCAAGACACGUGCCGCCGCGUCUUCGAGCCCUUUAACCACUCGCGUGUGAGUGAAGCGGCGUUUGCGCAGGCGCUGCCGGCCGGCAUCGCGGGCGGCAUGGUGUGCGCGGGCGGCGCGGCGGGCGGCGGGCGCGACGCGUGCGCGGGAGACUCGGGCGGGCCGCUGCAGGCGCCGCUGCCCGCGGGCCCGCGCUGCGUGCACGCCGUGCUGGGCGUCACCUCCUUCGGCAAGGGCUGCGCGCGCCCGGGCCUGCCCGGCGUGUACGCGCGCGUCGCCGAGUUCGUGCCGUGGAUCGAGAGCGUCGUGUGGCCGGAGGAGGUGGCCGCCUUGAACGACCUCCGGCCGCGCAUGGGGCGGCUGCGGCCGGGCUCGAUCGUGGGGGCGGUCGCGGGACCUGCUGGAGACGACGUCCGCGCGGCGGGGCUGCAACCGGAGCAGGAACCGUUCAAAGAGAGCAAUCAUCAGGACGAACAUCGGGUAUGA